AUGGGUCGAUCACGUAGUCCAUCGAAUAAAAAACAUAAACAUAGAAAAUUAUCACGAGAUAGAUCGAAAGAUCGAAGUAUGACCAGUUCAUCACAACGACAUAAAUCACGUUCACCUGAUCGAGAAAAAAAAUCAAAACGAUCUCGUCGUCGAUCAAGUAAUUCAUCAAAUGAUGGUCGUGAAGAUUCAAUAUUAUCCAUAGGUCGAAUGGCAAGCAUAAAUGAAUUAGUCGAUUUAACAGCUCGUAAAAAAGCGGAAGUUGAACGAUUAGCUGAACUUGAACGAGAACGCAUGCAAUUAUUGCGUCAGAAAGAAUCUCGCGAAAAUUUAAUACAAUCUGAAGUUGAACGACGUGUUAAAGAUAUUGUUGAAACACGUGUACGUGAAGAAUUAGAACGUCGAAAAGAUGAAAUUGAAAAUGAAGUUAAACGACGUGUUGAUGUACUUAAACGAACAAUGGAAAAACAAAUGUUAAGUGAACUUGAAAAACGAAAUAAUGAUGAAAUGAAAAAAUUAAUUGCCAAAGAAGAAGAAGAAAGAAAAAAACGUGAAGAUUUAGAACGAAUUUUGACAGAAAAUGAACGUAAAUUAUCCGAUGCAGAAAAACGUAUUGCUGAUGAAGAAGAAAAAUUACGUACUGAACAAUUACGUUUAAUGGAAGAUCGAGAACGAUUUGAACGACAAUUAGGCAAACAACAUGCAAAAGAACAAAAUCUUAUUUUAGGAAAAAAUAAGACACGAGAAAAAAUUUCAUUUUCAUUGAAUAGUGCACGUUAA
Messenger RNA from Adineta steineri, 777 nucleotides. Lineage: Eukaryota; Metazoa; Rotifera; Eurotatoria; Adinetida; Adinetidae. The record is from the annotation of a GenBank genome assembly.